Molecule: messenger RNA, 2629 nt
Organism: Cucurbita maxima (winter squash)
Lineage: Eukaryota; Viridiplantae; Streptophyta; Magnoliopsida; Cucurbitales; Cucurbitaceae
Product: rhodanese-like domain-containing protein 10
Exons: 7
Coding region: 1865-2512 (215 amino acids)
Cellular component (GO): chloroplast
Source: RefSeq, a predicted model, not a curated record
GAAAGGAAAAGUAAGAAGCAGGCGUUCAAGGCGAGCCAUGGCGGCAAAAUGGAGGUCUGCGCGCCGAGGUCUCUGCAAGUUUGGCGAUCUUUGAUGGGCUGGCUCUCUUUCAUUUCUCCUAUAAUUGUUCAGAUCGUGCAUGGUGCUCCUUCUUUGGCUUAGGUUUUGUCCUGCGUUGGUGUUAGAUUCCCUCUUCUUGCCUCAUCUGCGCCCUCUUUCAAGCCCUUGCCCGAUGCUUAGCUUCCUCUUCAUCAGUUUUCAGCAAAGAAAGUUGGCUCUCUCAGUGUUGUGGAUGAUCGUGGAAGUCAAGGUCUCCCUUGGGAAAAGAUUACGAAGUACGAAGAUGAGGCAAUCUUUGUCGUCGAAUUCUUAGAUGAUAGAGCGUCGGUAUCGGUGGUUCUUAAUUUGGAUGAAACCAGGGUUUGUGCAUAUGAAGCAUCCAGUUGCCAGCCGUUUCUGGCAUUCAAGCAACAGAAGCUGGAUUUAAUUGGUCCGAGCUGGAAUGUGUAUCCUCGGACAAGCUCUGUUGACGGAAUGUGAAGGAAAACCAAAGAUCAGUUAUAUGACCCUAUUCGAACGUCCUGGAUUGCAUGAGUUCUUGAGCCAGGCUAUUGAUUUUCCGAACGUAUAUUACUCACUGCUGGUCUUGAAGGAUAUGCUAGACCGCUGGUGACAGAAUGACCGGAGGGAAAAUUUAGCCUUCCGACUUAUCGGCCAUCAACAGGUAGCGUAUUUUGUGUAAAGGUUUUGUCCAUGAUUUUGGCUUUUACUUAUCAGAAGAUGAUGUUGAAUUGAAGACUUCAUAUUUAGAUUCUAAAUUUGUUGAUUCUUGGCAGCAUCUUUUCAUCCGUUCCCUUCAAUGCCAUACUUCGAUUCUAAGUUUCUACUUCUGUUCUGGCUGUUAAAUAUAGAGCUGGGAUAUGGAAAUGAAGAUUAUCAAUUCAGAAUUUUUAGGGUUCUUUUUUUUUUUUUUUAAUUGUAAAAGGUGUCUUUAAAUUGCGGAGAAUACAGAGAACAUGUAGAAAACCUAUCAUUUAUGCAAAGAAAUCUCUUACAAAUUGUUACUAUUGACAACGACCCUUUUAGCUUCUUGCUGCUACCAUUGAAUGGAAUCCCAUGCCUUCCAUUAUCUCCAGCAUAGCCUUCUGAUAAUCAGGUUGAAACUUCUCUUCUAAUAAUGGUUUUUUCAAACGGAAUUACGGAUGCUCCAUUCUAUUAGAUACACACUUAUCCUUUGCUCUGUUCAGUGCCUUCUUCACCUUUUAGAGGUCUUCCUGUUGGUGACCCUUCAACACUUCCUCCCUCUCUUCAAACACCUGGCCCUGGGAAAAGACGUCAAACCCAUUCUGUAUGAAAAUUUUCACAUGCCUGAAUGGUUUCAGAUUCAUGGAUAUCCUUUAGCACAAGAUUUACGAGACGGAUAGUAGCUAGCAUGUCCGAGUGGAUCAUGCUAUGAAGUCAGUCUGCACAAUCUUUCCACUUGGAGCUUUAGUAGAUGAAGUAAGAAGAAAUUCAUGAGAUCUGUCCACAUUGUAUGUUAUUUCCAUCUUAGGUUGAAAUAAGGUCCUUCGCAAAUUGAAUACCAUAUUCCUGUUUACUUAGUUUAUUUUAGUAUAUAGUCCAACAAAAAUUACAAGUCCUGUUAUCUGGGCAAACAAAUGGUCAUUGCAUGAACUCCAGUGGGCUGAUUCGUGGAAAGGAAAAGGCCCAUAAAAGGUUCUCAAGGAGGAAAAUAAGGGCCUGUUUGUUUGGCAUCUUUUUGAACAGAACGGAAGUGACAGCGAUGGCACGUUUUGAGUAGCAACAGAGAAGUUGCCAUUUGGCAUUGGAUAAGUUGAGACUUGAGACCGUAAGGAGUGAAGCGAUGGCGGUACAGCUCACUCAUCUUUACGGUACACCCAUAAGGCAACGACCAACGUCGCCGCUCACCGGGCGGAGGACCGCCAUAUCUCAGGUGAGAGCCGUCGCCGAAAAUGCUCAGGAGCUCCUGAAGUCCGGCGAGGUUCAGGCAAUUAGGCCAAAGGAAGCAGUGACGACCAUAGAUUCGGAGGGGUUUAGACUUUUGGACAUAAGACCGGCAUGGGAGUGGGAGAAAGCUAGAGUGAGAGGGUCAGUGCAUGUGCCGCUGUUUGUGAAGGACGAGGAUAAUGGUCCUAUUGGUCUUUUGAAGAAAUGGGUGCAUUUUGGCUACAUUGGACUUUGGACUGGCCAAUACCUGACGACCUUGAAUCCUGAUUUUAUUCGUGAAGUGGAGGCGGCUGUUCCUGAUAAGAACGCCAAGCUCCUUGUGGCUUGUGGCGAAGGGCUAAGGUCUUUGGUCGCAGUGGUGAAGUUAUACAAAGAAGGAUACAAGAACUUAGGGUGGCUGGCUGGAGGCUUCAAUCGUGCCAAUGAGAGCGACUUCCCGGCCGUCGAAGGGCCGGAGAAACUACAAUACGCAACAAUCGGAGGAGUUUCUUACUACUUCCUCCAAUUGCUUAUCCUCUUGCAAGCGGUGGGUAAGAACAGCUGAGACCAUCCAUAUUCGCUUCUAAUUCCUUUUUUUUGUACAAUUUCUCAAUUACAUUGUUCUGAAUCGAAGCUAAAUAGCUUGAAGCAAGUUGAAGGAAUGCAUGUAGGGAUUGUUGUU